Molecule: messenger RNA, 1238 nt
Organism: Sorghum bicolor (sorghum)
Lineage: Eukaryota; Viridiplantae; Streptophyta; Magnoliopsida; Poales; Poaceae
Product: MADS-box transcription factor 56-like
Exons: 8
Coding region: 340-1017 (225 amino acids)
Biological process (GO): positive regulation of transcription by RNA polymerase II
Cellular component (GO): nucleus
Molecular function (GO): protein dimerization activity; DNA-binding transcription factor activity, RNA polymerase II-specific; RNA polymerase II cis-regulatory region sequence-specific DNA binding
Source: RefSeq, a predicted model, not a curated record
UCACCCGUUUCACCCCGGCGUCCACCACGAAACGGGCAAGCGUCGGCCUCCACCGCCACCACCAGUCCACCUCCUCCUCCUCCGGCUCACGCAGUUUCCCCGCCCCGCCACUAUAAAAAUCCACCCCACCGCGUCUACAGUUUCCACACACACGCGCGCGUGCACGGGCGGGCAAGCACCAGAAAGGAAAGCGGAGGCCGGCCGCGCGCGCGCGCGGCGGCCGCCAGUUCACCACCGCCUGCCUGCUUGCCUCCUUCGCUUUGCCAUUUUUGCUUCAGCGUCCCUGGAUUGGGUUCGGCCGCUCCCGCGGCGGAGCUAGGGAGGGAGGGAUCGGCGACGAUGGUGCGGGGGAAGACGGAGCUGAAGCGGAUAGAGAACGCGACGAGCCGGCAGGUGACCUUCUCCAAGCGCCGCAACGGGCUGCUCAAGAAGGCCUACGAGCUCUCCGUGCUCUGCGACGCUGAGGUCGGGCUCAUCGUCUUCUCCCCGCGCGGCAAGCUCUACGAGUUCGCCAGCGCCGCCAGCCUCCAGAAAACAAUUGACCGUUAUAGGACGUACACAAGGGAAAAUGUCAAUAACAAGACUGUUCAACAAGAUAUACAGCAAGUCAAAGCAGAUGCUGUAAGCUUGGCAAAUAGACUCGAAGCCCUUGAAAAGACCAAACGAAAGUUCUUGGGUGAAAAUUUAGAAGAAUGCUCCAUUGAAGAACUGCACAAUUUGGAGGUUAAACUGGCGAAGAGUCUUCACGUCAUCAGAGGAAAGAAGACACAACUGCUGGAGCAGCAGAUAACCAAGCUGAAGGAGAAGGAGAGGAACCUGCUCAAAGACAACAAAGAAUUGCGCGAUAAGCGCAACCUCCAGCCUCCACCGGAGGCGCCACCAGUCCUGAACCGCUGUCUCCCUCCUUGGCCGCGUAACCUGCCGGCGCCACCGAGCAACGACGACAUGGACGUGGAGACGGAGCUGUACAUAGGAUUACCCGGCAGGGAGCGCUCCUCCAACAGGGACUCUGGUUGAGCCACGGAUUUUCAGCUCGGCUAAAAGGAAUAAAAACUCUCUGAAAGCAUCAUCAAAGGGCACAUGCCAAUGGUUUUACUUGCACCUUGUAUACAAAGUUGUGCUGGAAAUGUAAAAAAGUAUGUAGUAUGUGGAUGAAAGAAACGGCUGGGUAGCUAGCUGCAAACCUGCAAGCCUUUCUGGGGCCUGAAAAUGAAAAUCCAUACACGGAUACACCCACA